UCUAUUUUUCUCAAGUUUCUUACAAUUUGAUUUCGGUAAAGCUCCAAUUGUCCAAUUUUAACAGUUAGAUAAAAUCUACUUGGCACAUUCCAAAAACCGUUAAACGCUUCAGACAAACAAACAACAAGAGUCUCUCUCCUUCAUUCUAAUUUUGGGUUGUACAAGCUAUGUUUAAUCGUAGAAGCUCCAAGUCCUCAGCGUGCAAAACCGCAUUGACGCUUGCGGUUCCACGGAUAAAGCUUUUGAAGAAUAAGAGAGAAGCCAAUGUGAAGCAGCUCCGGCGUGAAUUGGCCCAAUUGCUUCACUCUGGCCACAACCAUGCUGCAAGAGUCCGGGUUGAACAUGUAGUCAAGGAAGAGAAGACGAUGGCAGCAUAUGAUCUUAUUAAGAUAUACUGUGACCUUAUUGCAGCACGCAUGCCGAUGAUUGAAUCACAAAGAAACUGCCCCAUUGAUUUGAAAGAAGCAAUUUCAAGCGUAAUAUUUGCAUCCCCAAGAUGUUCAGAUAUUCCUGAGCUGGUAGUUGUGAAGAAGCAUAUUAUGGCUAAAUAUGGACGAGAGUUUGUCUCAGCAGCUGUUGAAUUACGCCCUGACUGUGGUGUAAAUCGUUUGGCAAGUCUCUCUUGGGGAAGAAGGAUCAUGUUAAGAAUAAUUUGUCGUCAUUUUUUUUCUUUCUACUGAUUAUUGUCUUUUCAGUUGGUUGAAAAAUUGUCUACCAGUGCACCCGAUGGUCCUACCAAGAUCAGAAUACUGACUGCAAUUGCUGAGGAACAUAAUGUCCAAUGGCAACCGUCAUUAGAAGAAAACCAUGUGAAUGCGUCUCAAGAUUUUCUGGCUGGACCAAAUACUCUUGAGAAUGGGAAACCUCCACAAGUACAACUCCAUGCUCCACCUGUUGGUGAUGAAAAAGGACCUCCUAAUUUACGUGCUUAUGCUUCUUAUCAACUUAAAGAGAUGCACAAUAUUUCUUAUGAGAAGAGUGCAAGUUUAAAUUCUUCAGGCACUGGAAGUCAAGAAAUGAAUUUUGGAAACUUGUAUUCUGAAAACACGAGUUCUUUUCAAAUGGGUAGACAGAAUUGGAACAUGGAAUUCAAGGAUGCUACCUCUGCUGCACAUGCAGCUGCGGAAUCUGCAGAACGUGCUAGCAUGGCUGCAAGAGCAGCUGCUGAACUUUCUAGCCGUGGAAAGUUAACAAGGCAGUGUUCAAGUGAAUGGCUGAGUUCUUCUGUUGGUGAAUUACCUCAAAAAUAUGCCUUCCAUGCUACCGAACAUCUUUCUGCUGGUUAUGUUAAUAGCACAUUCCGAAGAAGCAGUUUUGAGAUACACAAUGAACAAGCUAAUGUAAGAGAACAACAUAAUCAGGUGGGAUCAACCAAUGAACAUCGCACGAACAGUAAUGAGAAUGUGGCGAAACUGUACCAGUCAGCUUCAUUGACAUCUCAUAAUGCUUUUCGCGAAGAUAAACCAUUUGGCAAUGUUUAUGGAGUGGCUGAUAUAUAUCCAAAUGAUGAUAAUCCUCAGGCAAACCAGAAAUCAAGCACAUGGGACUCAAAUGCACACUUUUAUUCUGAUACUAGUAGGUCUGAGGAUGGACUUCCUAAACGAAAUUCAGUCACUCUUGCCGGUUCUGCUAGUGGAUUGUCUAGAAGGAUGUUAGCUCCUUCAAAAACUGGUACAUGUUUAAUUUUGAAGGAUGAUUCUUUGUCCAAGGCUUCUAAGACUUCUGGUGCAAGUUCUGGGCAUGGAUCAGCAGAGCAUGCAGCAUCUAAGCCAAAUUCAGAACCUAAAAGUGAGGAAAUUAUAAUAUUAUCUGCAAUGGUGCAAGCUUCCUCUUCUCUUACUACAACAAUGACACCAGAUAAGGAAGAGGCUUCAAAAUCUUUAAAUUCUAAUCAAGAUAUUCCCUCUAAGGAGAAGGCCAGUCAUGUUCAUCCAAAGCUACCUGACUAUGAUACCUUUGCUGCCCAAUUUCUGCCUCGUAAGAAGGGUCUUCAAUAAAAUUCCAUGUGCUUGCUUAUGAUAACAUAGGAUUCUUGUGUAGUCUUAGCACGCUUUGCUGAAAUUGUGGAGAAAAAACAUUGAGUGGUGUUAAUCCUAUUUAUGUUAACACACAAGACUUCCAUUCCAAAACCUUAAUAUAUUGCAGUAAAGACUUCUUAGAAACUUAA
Molecule: messenger RNA, 2167 nt
Organism: Glycine soja
Lineage: Eukaryota; Viridiplantae; Streptophyta; Magnoliopsida; Fabales; Fabaceae
Biological process (GO): protein transport
Source: RefSeq, a predicted model, not a curated record